AUGGCUUCUAUCCGCGUGCUGUCGUUCGAUGCUGAGGGCCGCCCUGUGCGGUUCACCGCUUGGCUAGAUGACCUGCAGCUGUUCCUCCUGAGCGAUAGCAAGGAGCAUGUGUCGCUCUAUGACUACGCGUCUGGUGCUGCGCCUGCCCCUCCUGCCACAGCUGAGCUUAGUGUUCGUUCCCACUGGCAGACUCGUGACGCAGCUGCUCGCCUAGCCAUUCGCAGUCACCUGCCGUUAGCUGAGCUAGAGCAUUUUGGCGACUGCAAAUCCGCUAAGGCCCUGUACGACGCUGUCGUCGCUCGCUACUCCUCGCCUGCCACAGCCGAGCUUAGCCGCCUCAUGCUGCCGUACCUGUUCCCCGAUCUGUCCACCUUUACUACAGUCGCCGAUCUUAUCACCCACCUUCGCACUAGUGAUGCUCGCCUGCGUGCCGCCCUUCCCACCGAGUUCUGCGCUAAGAACCCCCCUCCACUGUACUGGACACUCCACUUUAUAGUCACUCGUCUCCCUGACACCCUCCGCUCAGUUCGAGACCACUUCCUUGCUCGCUGUCCCACUGAGCUCACAGUCGCCCUCCUAGAGGAGCACCUGCUCGCGGCCGAAAAGAGCAUUGUAGCUGUCGGUGCUGCUCGUGGCGCUCCUCGCACCCCCAUCUUUGAGGGGUGUUCUCCCUCUCCCCUCGCUCCCUCCUACGCUGCUGCUGCUGCUGUUGACUUCCUUGGUGCUGAGUCUGUUGGCGCUGCUUCUGCUCCUGGUGGGAGGCGCCGCACCGGCAAGGGCAAGGGGGGCAAGGGUGGUGGUGGUGGCGCUGGGGGGGGAGGAGGUGGGGGAGGUGGGGGGGGAGGCGGUGCUGGAGGGAGCGGUGGCGGGAGCGCUGGUGGGAGUGGGGUCGGUGGUGGAGACGGGGGCGGCGGAGGAAGCAGUGGCAGUAGUGGCGGCGGCGGCGGUGGCGGCGGUGGCGGUGGUGGCGGUGGUGGCGGUGCCGGUCGGAGCGGUGGUAGUGGUGGCGGUGGAGGUCGGAGUGGAGGCACUGGCUCGGGCCAGAGCUCCCAGCAGCAGCAGCGUCCCCAGACGACCCAGCAGCUUCGUGAGUGGCUUGCUCAGCGUGGGACGUCGGGGGCCAGUGCCCGCUGUUCUUAUGUCAUUCGCACAGGUGACCGCAAGGGACAGACGUGUGGGAGGUUCCACACCCCGUACCGCUGCUUCUCCCGCCUUGACGACGCUUGGCGUGAGGAGAUGGGUGCGGAUGUUGAGCGCCCCCGCUGGGCUGAGCUCAUGAGGGCUGGUGUUGAUGUCUUUGCUCUUGACUAUGAUGCUAUUAUUGCUGCCAUGUAUGCAUUGACUGUUAGUGCCGAGGGAGACUGUUACUUGUGUGUGCCGCCUGACCCAGGUAUAGAGCCCGCUGCCCUGGGUACUAGUGAGUCUGCUCUCUCUGGUAUGGUACCCCCUGUACUUGCUCCCCCCAGUGCUGUCCCGGCUGGUUUCGAGUCUGCUCUCUCAGGUACAGCACCCACACAGACUCCUCUCUCAGGUACCGCACCGGCUGAGGCCUGUCACACCUUCACCCUUGACUCAGGUGCUUCCCGUUGCUUCUUUCGUGACAGUACUGAGCUCACACCGCUUCCUGCACCGGUCCCAAUCUCCUUGGCUGACCCCUCUGGGGGCCCAGUCCUUGCCCAGUCCACCACUGUCCUCCCUUGUCCGGCGGUUCCGUCUGGCUCGUUGUCGGGUUUCCACCUCCCCUCGUUCUCGACGAACCUGGUGAGCAACGCUGUCCUCCAGGAUCAGUGGGUUGACACCUUUACCCCUGGCGGACAGCGUGUGGCGAUCUGCACGUGCUCCAGGACUGGCCGUCACCUGGCUACGUUCACCCGUCGGCCGGGGUCGAGUCUCUACACACUGACCACUGCGUCUCCCCAGGUAGCUGCUGUCGGUCAGGUGUCUGCGUCAGGUCUGGUGGCCCACGCCUGUGAGUGUCGUUCCCUGUCGCACCAGACUCUUCUCUGGCACCACCGCCUGGGUCACCCCUCCUUGCCACGCCUUCGUGGCAUGCACCGUCGCCUCCUUGUGUCCGGUCUUCCCAGGUCCCUCCCUCCCCUCCCUGCCUCGCCUGCGCCGCCUUGCCUUCCUUGCGUCGAGGGGCGGCAGCGCGCCGCUCCUCACUCCUCCUCGUUCCCCCCGACAGAGGCUCCUCUGGAGACCCUCCACCUGGACGUGUGGGGCCCAGCCCGCGUUCGUGGUCAGGGCGGUGAGCGGUACUUUCUGCUGGUUGUUGACGACUACUCGCGUUACACCACGGUCUUCCCCUUGCGCACCAAGGGUGAGGUCCCUGCUGUUCUGAUCCCUUGGAUCCGCACGGUUCGUCUCCAGCUCCGCCGCCGUUUCCGGACGGAUCUUCCUGUCCUGCGUCUGCACUCUGACAGAGGUGGUGAGUUUUCCUCCGAUCUUCUGAGGACCUUCUGUCAGGCAGAGGGCAUCGAGCAGACCUUCACGCUUCCGGACUCCCCACAGCAGAAUGGGGUUGCUGAGCGCCGCAUUGGCCUGGUCAUGGAGAUCGCUCGUACCUCCUUGGUCCACGCGGCGGCUCCCCAUUUUCUGUGGCCGUUUGCUGUCCGGUACGCCGCGCAUCAGCUCAACCUCUGGCCCCGUGUCUCCUUGCCGGAGACCUCGCCCACACUGCGUUGGACGGGGAAGGUUGGCGAUGCGUCGCGCUUCCGGGUGUGGGGUGCUCGUGCCCUUGUCCGCGAUACGUCCGCGGACAAGCUCUCCUCCCGCACGCUUCCCUGUGUCUUCCUUGGCUUUGUCCCUGACGCGCCUGGCUGGCAGUUUUACCACCCCACCUCGCGCCGGGUCUUCGCCUCUCAGGAUGUCACCUUUGACGAGUCGGUCCCUUUUUACCGUCUCUUCCCCUACCGCACUGCCCCCCUCCCUCCCCCGCCGCUUUUCCUUGCUCCUGGUCCCCCUCCGGUAGACCCCCUUCCCCCUCAGGGUCCUGCUCCUUCAGGUGUCUCUCAGGUAGACCCUCCUCCCGUCGCUGAGCCUGUCGAGGUCACAGGUGACUCAGGUGCUGCUGCGGGUGGUGCUGCUGGGAGUGCUGAGCCUGGGGGUGCUGAGCCUGGGGGUGCUGGGCCUGGGGGUGCUGGGGCUGCAGGUGCUGGGACUGAGGGUGCUGGAGCUGAGGGUACUGUGCCUGAGAGUACGGAGCCUGGGGGUGCUGCGCCUGGGGGUGCUGAGCCUGCGGGUGCGGGGCCUGGGAGUGCUGGGACUGCGGGUGCUGGAGCUGAGGGUACUGUGCCUGAGAGUUUGCCGCCUGGGGGUGCUGAGCCUGGGGGUGCUGCGACUGGGGGUGCUGAGCCUGCGGGUACUGAGCCUGCGGGUACUGAGCCUGGGGGUGCUGCUACUGAGCCUACGGAGCCUCGGGUUACUGCGUCUGGGGGUGCUCCGGUUCGGGGUGCUGAGCAGUCUCUCACACCGCAGCAGCUUCGUGACUGGUACGUCCGACGCUUUCGCCGUCCUAGUGGCUCGGCUGGAGUUGGGGGUACUGGAGCUGAUCGUUCUGGGAGCACUGCGACUGGAGCUGCUGGAGCUGGGGACUCUGGCGCUGGCGGUGCUAGCGGAGUUGGAGCUGCCGACUCUGGGGGUGGCGCUGCUGCUGGUGCUGCGGACCCACCUGGUGGAGCUGCUGCUGGAGCUGGGGACCCGGCCGGUGGAGCUGCUGCUGGUGCUGUGGACCCGGACGCUGGAGCUCCUACUGGUGCUGAGGACCCGGCCGCUGGAGUCCCUUCUGCUUCUGGAGACGCUGCGCGGCCGCGACCAGCGUCGUGA
This is a messenger RNA of Closterium sp. Yama58-4, 3825 nucleotides long. NCBI's taxonomy places the organism in Eukaryota, Viridiplantae, Streptophyta, Zygnematophyceae, Desmidiales, Closteriaceae. The record is from the annotation of a GenBank genome assembly.